AUGGCGCCGGCGCGACGCCUCUCGGGGUCCUGGGUGCCUCGGCUGCUCCUCCUCCUCCUCCUGGCCGGGGCUCUGGCGCUGGGGCGCAGCGAGGCGCUGGGCGCGCUCAACCUGCACGAGCUCAGCGAGCUGAAGUACGGCAUUGAAAUCGGCGCCGAGCCCGUGAUGGCCGGGCAGGUAUGGCUGGCUGGGCCGAGCUGAGGCGAUGGUGGUGGGCAGGGAAGCGCCGGAGAGUCCAGCAGAAGCGGCAAAAGGAGCCUGGCGGCGCCUCGGGAAAGACCUGCGCUCCUGGUUGUUGUUGUCGUCGUCCUCGUCAUUACUGUGGCAGAAGGUUCCGCGGGCCCGCGGCCGCCGCCAUACGGCUCUCGCCCCUUCAUCAACUCGUGCCAGGCUUCUGAGGGGCCGCGAGGCGCUGCGCUGGCUCUGCUCGCAGCAAGAGGCUUCCCAGGGCGACCCCCCCCCCAUGAGAGCCGCCCCCGACCAGGUCCUGUUGGAUCUCUUGUUUGUUGAUGGGUUCAUUGUGGGGGGGUUUUUUUGCUGCUUUUUAUAAGUAUUGUACCCUCGCUUUGGGGGUUAUUUGCAAUGAAGAGCCAGGUUGUAUGAAUAAAUAAAACAAAUCUGUCUGCAAUAAACAACAGGUAGGGGUCCUCUGUCCCAUUAAAGUGUAGCAAGAUAUUAUUUUAAAUCAUUAUGUAUUCAGUUUAUAUACCACACUUUAUCCAAAGAUCCCUGGGUGGUGUACAACAUUAAUAACAUUUUUUAUGCAGAAUAAUAAAACAGUAUACACAGCAAAAUAAUAAAAAACCAUAGUAACGUCUCCCCCACAUUUAACAGGCCAUAGAUUUUUUAAUGGAUGAACACCUGGGUAAAAAGGAAUGUUUUUGACUGGUGCCUAAAGACAUGUAAUUAUGGUGGUAGGUGAGCUUCCCUUGGGAGACCAGGAUAGAGAAACUGUGGUCUUCCGAGAAAUUCUUGGACUACAGCUUCCAUCAUCCCUGACUAUUGGAUAUACUCGCUGGGAAUGAUGGGAGUUGGAAUCCUUCAGUGUCAGUCAGGCCACAGGUUUCUCCAUUCCUAUUUAGAGGAACAGUAUCUCACCCUUCAAGAAGUGGCCAAGGUAUGCCAUAAAGGGCAGGAAUAAUAUUCAUGUAAUAAACAUUUAAUUACUUCAGAAAAAUUGACCAUUUCACCAAUCAUGUAAUACAGGACUGAGAAGCCAACUUAGACAGUUACAGCAGCUCCCAAGAAAUCACCUUGGGCUAAUUACAAUCAUGUAACAACUAAAUUAAAUACUACAUACUUGUAGUCGUCUACUAUUUUAUUUUAUUUUAUUUAUUUUAUGUACACUUAACAUAAUGGUGUUCAAGAGGCUGAGUGCCUAUCCUGGCUAACCCAUGGAUAACUCAAAUUGAAAACUUUUUAAAAAAAUGUAAGGAGUGGCUGGACUUUGUGGCAUAGUGUAGCCAUGGCUGCUUCUGCUGAUCUGCUGCUCAUGGUGGAAGGUGUGGGCAACAGAGGCAGGGGGAAAUACCUCUUUGCUGUGUCAAGCCCCAGGCUGGUGCAGUGAACAGACACAGAUCAGGCCUAUUGCCAUCUUAUGACAGUAGCAGAAUUAGCACAGAAUCCAGCCAAUUUUGUGCCAGCCCAGUCCAAAGCACCAUAAUUUGGGGUUUCCUGCUGGCUACCACCAGUGGCAGCUUCUGUCUGCCAUUUUGGGGGGGCAUAUUGAGUGCUCCCUCCCUCUCCAUACAACAUGGUGGAUUGGGGUUUGGAUUACUCUGCCUAGUACAGUAGUUGUCAUAAAUAAAGGGGAGUUGAUUUUUAAAUGUAGUUCUGACUGUAGUUUAAAGGAGGUGAUGCACUUUCCCUAUGUGUCUGUAGCCCACCCCUCCCAAAAUGCAUGUAGGAUCUGUAAAAAGCUCACACACUUGCCUUGCCCUUUAGAUAGGACAUUCUUGGCUUCAUGGUAUAUUUGAUGAUGUUUGACUGUGGACACAUAAUAGCAGUGGGCACUCAAACCCUAAUCAUCCUGUUCAGGUUCCUUGACUGCUGCUCUGCUUUCUACAGCUGCUUGCACCCUUGCCCUUUUCAGGAACAGUGGCAUCAGUGUAUGUUUACUACUCUAGCAAGGCUUGCAUCAUCACACCUGAGUCUUGCAUCAUCUGUGUUGUAGUUGACCCUGAGGAAUUUGAAUUUGAAGACUUAUUUUAAGUGGCUUGAGUGCUAUUGUCCUUGAUCUCCUUUGUGGUUUUUACAGAGGACUGACUUAAACCUUGCAGAGCCAAAUGGCUCUUCUUUCUCUCUCCCUCUCCCUCUCUCUUCUUUCUUCUUUGUUUCCUGUCGUCUUAGGGAAGGGGAGGCAACAGACCCAUGGAGGGUCUGGUCUUUUUCAGGGUGGCAGAACUGAGCAGGACCUGAGUUUCUCAAAGUGUGAUGCAGAUGAUUUUCCUGAGAUAUAUUUAUAGGCAAUAUUUAUAGGACAGCAGUAGCCUUUGUUUUAAGGGAAACUUGCUGCUUCAGUUAAUAGGACAGGUCUUGGUAGAAAAUUUGUAGUCUUGAAGUGGCAGUACCCAGCUAUGGGCAUCUUCUGCCCUCACCUUCCCCUGCUUGGUGCCCUCCAGGGGCUUUGGACUACAGCACCCAUCAUCCCAUACCAUUGUCUUUGCAUGCUGUGGCUGAUGGGAGUUGUAAUCCAAAGCAUCUGGCAGGUACCAGGUUGGAGAAAGCUGCUCUGCACCAGUAUCUUAGUUAGUAAUCAAUUAUGUGUACAUCCUGAAAACUAUUUAUGCCGCUCAGGUGCACUCUUAAUUGCAUGUCUACUGUUCUGAAAGCAGUGCUUCCUGCAGCACCAAGAUGUCAGCUGCCCAACCGUGUCUCUGACUACUGGAGUUUGAAGCUUGCAACAUAAACAAUAGACUGUAAUUUACACAGUGUGUUCAUUCCACACCCUCUCAGUGAACAACCUCCCCUCUGUGAUUCUGCAGUAUUUGGAUUUUUGAUACUGAUGUCUCAUAUAGUUAAAAAAAAAAUCUGGCUAAUAUAUUCUGUUUUACAUAAGAAGUCAUUUUUCAUUAGCACAAGUGUGGGUGUACCUCCUUUUGCUUUAGUGGUGUUUUGACUCUUAUAAGAAUGUAUCUGUUGUAGAACUGCAUCCCUUCUCCAGAAGAAAAAGAGCCUUCCUAAUAGAAAGUAGCUGCUCCCUGAAGGCAUUGACAGCUUAACCAUCUGGUUUUCCUGUGUGUUGUUCCCUUGCAAGUGAUGGAGCUUGGGAUACUGCAAGGGCUGUAUCAUAAAAGGAAAUGCAACGUCUGGCACCAGAGUGACUUGCACCAGAGCCGUUCCAAGCAGUGGGGAGUGCUUAGCAUUAAAUGGUGCCUUCCAGGCUGGCAUAGAAUUGACUGAUUGAUUGAUUGAUUGUAUUUAUAUGCCGCUUUUCAUUCCACUGAAUGCCAAAGUGGCUUACACACAAUAAUUAACAACAUAAUAGAACAUAGUAGUAUCACAAGUACAGCAUAAAUCAUAUAAAAUAAAUAAAUAAUCAGUAAAACAAUUGCAGUCUAUAAAACACUAUUAACAAAGCAGCAACUAAAACAUAAACUAAAGCAUAAGUUGAACAUUACAGUUACAGCAAAAGUAAUAUUACAUGGGUAACAAAACAAUGCAUCUUGUAAAUAGCCACUUGCUAUGGCAAAUGGCAGUGCAGUCCUAUAUGCCAACUUUCCCCCAACCAAUGACCCCCAGAUGUUGUUGGACUCCAACUCCCAUCAACCACAGCCAGUAGGGCAGUGGAUGCAGCCCUCUGAUUCAAUGGGUCUUACCCCAGCCUUGUGUUUAAGCACUUGCCUGUGAGCUAUAGGUCAAAAGGAAUCCUACACUGGAGUGGCAGAAGAGGGACACAGCAUUUGGUCCCCCUGUGCCUUGCAUCAAAAUGUAGUGGGCUACAGGAGGAGGGGCAGAGCUCUGUCUCCUGCCAGCCUCUAACAGGCUUGCUCUUUCUUUUUGCAGGCUAGUAACUUUUCUGGGCUUAAUUUACAAGGCUGGCUUACACUCAAGUCGGUAUUCAUCAGACUGCAGCCUAAGGGACCCUUCCAGAUGGUCAGGCAGGGAAGUCUUAUAAAUCUGUUUUUGCUUUGUUUUUUACUUCAGGGGCAAUGGCAUAUGUGGGCUGAUAAGCUAGUAAAAUUAUUUGUGGACUAGUAAUUUUAGUUGGAUUCAUUUGCAGGAGUGUCUCCAUGUUGCUAAAGCCUGCACAGCUGCUUUUUAAGUUUCACUUCCAUGCAAGUUCAUUCUGAACUGGUCCUUGCCUUAUCAGUUCCAGAUUAAUUACCUGACACAGCCUUAGGUCCUAGCAACAGGAACCAUUAUGCUGUGCACCGGUAUUAUUUAUUUAUUUAUUUAUUUAUUUAUUUAUUUACAUUAAUAUUAAUAUACUGCCCUAUACCUGCAUGCCUCAGGGCAAUUCACAAAGUAAAAUCAGAAUAUAAAACCACAAAAUACAUAAUCAAAAUAAAAACUCAAUAACCCCACCACCACCAGAUUUUAAAAGGGUAUAGGAGGUCAAUCAAAUCAGCCAAAGGUCUGGUUAAAAAGGAACAUUUUUGCCUGGCACAUAACGGUGUAUAAUGAAGGUACCAGGUCAGCCUCCCUGGGGAAAGCAUUCCACAUACGAGGAGCCACUGCAGAAAAGGCCCAUUCUCAUGUUGCCACCCUCCAGACCUCUUGAGGAGACUCAUGAAGGAGAGCCUCAGAAGAUGAUCGCUCUUAGGCUAGGUUCAUAUGGAAAGAGGCGGUCAGUGAAGUAUUGUGGUCCUAAGCCGUUUGAAAACCUUAAACUGUGCUCAAUCUACUGGUGCUUCCUGAUGAAAAUAACAAUAAGGCUAAGUAAGCUACCCCAAAGACAUACUGUGUGCCAUGACAAAUCUUCCUUUGCAAUGUGCUUGGGGAAGUUUUGGUUUUUUGUUGUUGUUGUUUAGUUGUGUCCAACUCUCCGUGACCCCAUGGACCAGAGCACACCAGGCACUCCUGUCUUCCACUGCCUCCCGCAGUUUGGUCAGACUCAUGCUGGUAGCUGCAAGAACACUGUCUAACCAUCUUGUCCUCUGUCGUCCCCUUCUCCUUAUGCCCUCAAUCUUUCCCAACAUCAGGGUCUUUUUCAGGGAGUCUUCUCUUCUCAGGUGGCCACAGUAUUACUUGCCGUAUCUGUGGUGGUAGGUCUGGCUGGCAUCUCCUUACAACAAUGCAUUCUAGUGUGCUCUAAAAUUGUGCAGGGAUUCUGCAGCUAUUGAGUGGUGUCUUAAAAUGAAAUUCCAACAUCACAUUUUAACAUCCAUAUAAAUAAUAAUAAUAAUCAUCAUAUUCAUAAUAAUAAUUUAUUUAUACCCCACCCAUCUGGCUGGGUUUCCCCAGCCACUCUGGGCGGCUUCCAACAGAAUAUUAAAAUACAAUAAUCUAUUAAACAUUAAAAGCUUCCCUAAACAGGGCUACCUUCAGAUGUCUUCUAAAAGUCUGGUGGUAGUUUUUCUCUUUGACAUCUGGUGGGAGGGCGUUCCACAGGGCGGGUGCCACUACCGAGAAGGCCCUCUGCUUGGUUCCCUGUAACUUGGCUUCUUGCAGGAAGAGAAGUGCCAGAAGGCCCUCAGCACUGGACCUCAGUGUCCAGACAGAACGUUGGGGGUGAAGAGGCUUCUUCAGGUAUACUGGACCAAGGCCAGUCACCAGUCUAGCUGCCGCAUUCUGGAUUAGUUGUAGUUUCCGGGUCACCUUCAAAGGUAGCCCCACAUAGAGCGCAUUGCAGAAGUCCAAGUGAAAGAUAACUAGAGCAUGCACCACUCUGGCGAGACAGUCCGCGGGCAGGUAGGGUCUCAGCCUGCGUACCAGAUGGAGCUGAUAAACAGCUGCCCUGGACACAGAAUUGACUUGCGCCUCCAUGGACAGCUGUGAGUCCAGAAUGACUCCCAGGCUGCGCACCUGGUCCUUCAGGGGCACAGUUACCCCAUUCAGGACCAGGGAGUCCUCCACACCCACCCGCCUCCUGUCCCCCAAAAACAGUACUUCUGUCUUGUCAGGAUUCAACCUCAAUUUGUUAGCCUCCAACCACCUCCAGACACUCACACAGGACCUUCACCGCCUUCACUGGUUCCGAUUUGAAAGGGAGGUAGAGCUGGGUGUCAUCCGCAUACUGAUGAACAUCCAGCGCAAAGCCCCUGAUGAUCUCUCCCAGCAGCUGCAUGUAGAUGUUGAAAAGCAUGGGGGAGAGGACAGAACCCUGAGGUGCCCCACAAGUGAGAGCCCAGGGGUCUGAACACUCAUCCCCCACACCACUUUCUGAACAUGGCCCAGGAGGAAAGAGUGGAACCACUGUAUAACAGUGCCCCCAGCUCCCAGCCCCUCUAGACGGUCCAGAAGGAUGUUAUGGUCAAUGGUGUCAAAAGCCGCUGAGAGAUCCAGCAGAACUAGGAAACAGCUCUCAUCUUUGUCCCUAGCCCACUGGAGAUCAUCGACCAGUGCAACCAAGGCAGUUUCAGUCCCAUGAUGAGGCCUGAAUCUCGACUGGAAGGGAUCCAAAUGGUCCGCUUUUUCCAGGCAUGUCUGGAGUUGUUCAGCAACCACUCGCUCAGUCACCUUGCCCAAUAAUGGAAUAUUUUAGUCUGGGCGAUAGUUGGACAUAUUGGCCGCAUCUGAAGAUGGUUUUCUAAGAAGCGGUUUGAUAACCGCCUCUUUCAGCGGGUCUGGGAAGGCUCCCUCACAGAGAGAAACAUUCACCACCCCGCGAAGCCCAUUGCCCAGCCAUUCCCGGCUAGCUUUUAUAAGCCAGGAUGGGCAAGAAUCAAGGAGACAGGUGGUUGGUUUCACUCGUCCAAGCAGCCUGUCCACAUCCUCAGAGGUAACAGAUUAGAAUUGAACCCAUGCAACUUUACUAGUCAGGCCUCUAGCACUCUGUCAUUUUGAAAUAUGUCAUUUUGAAAUCCAUCAUAGAGUGAGCUUGAUUUCAGUGGCACAUUGAGAGGCUACUUUUCCAGCUUUUUUGUAGAUGUAGAUUGCUGCCACAGCACAAGAACUGUCCAACAAAGCAAUCCUAUACAUUUCUGCUCAGAAAUAUGCCCAACUGAGUUCAGCUGGACUUGCCCCCGGAUACGUAGGAUAGGACUGCAACCUAAAGAUAAAGGUACCCCUGAGCGUUAGGUCCAGUCGCGGACGACACUGCGCGCUCAUCUCCCUCUGUAGGCCGAGGGAGCCGGCAUUUGUCCGCGGACAGCUUCUGGGUCCUGUGGCCAGCUUCUGAGCAGCGCACGGAAAUGUUGUUUACCUUCGCACUGGAGCGGUACCUAUUUAUCUACUUUCACUUUGAUGUGCUUUUGAACUGCUAGGUGGGCAGGAGCUGGGACUGAUCAACAGAAGCUCACCCUGUUGUGGGGAUUCGAACCACCGACCUUCUGAUUGGCAAGCCCUAGGCUUAGUGGUUUAGACCACAGCGUCACCUGCAGCCUAAGAGAGCUCUAAAUCACAACAAAUAUGUGGGCGGUUUGAGGUGCUGGUUUAUAUUGGGGAGUAAAAGAGCAAUAUUGAAUGGACCAUGUUGAUACAUCACAGUAAUCAAUAGUUACUGUGAACAUGGAGUUAGCUCCCACUUUGUUCCUUUAGUAUCUGGUGCAACAAAUCAUGAUCCUUGAUUUAGGCCACAUUCACCAUACAUUUAAAGUGCUAUGCUGCCACUUUAAACAUUCACAGCUUCCCCCAAAGAAUUGCAGUUGCUGUAGUUUGUUAAGGGUGUUGAGAGUUGUUAGGAGACCCCCAUUCCCCUCAUAAGACCUACAAUUCCCAGAGUUCCCUGUGAAGAGCGAUUGAUUGCUAAACCACUCUGAAAACUGUGGCUCUGCAAAGGAAAAACGAGUGUGGUACUCACCACUGUGAGCAUCAUUUAAUUCAUCCCAAAACUGAGCUCAGCUUUUGGAAAAUACAUUUUGGUCUGGAUCCGUCAGAAAUGCCCAGAAACACAAAUGUAGUAACAGUGCUCUUCCAGUUAGGAACAAGUUACCCCUGUUAUACUGCACUGCUGUUCUUUGUGGCUGAUGCUUUUCUGCCCCUAUGUGACUGCAAAAACAGAGCCUGACUCUCCAUCAGUUUUCAAAAGGGAGUGAUUUGUAUGAGUGAGAGGGUUUUGACUUUCUGCCAAGUUGUUUGUCAGGCAAAAAAAGAGGAGCCCCUUUCUGUCAACAGUCUAAAUCUGGCUUGUACUUUGUACAUCUGCGAAUGUUCUGGAGGGCUUGGUUGCAGUUGGCUGGCCAGUUGGAGCUGAGCUCACGGUGACCUUGCCUUGGUGCCGCCCUUUGUAGUGUAAUCAUUGCUGAUUGUAUGUUUGACUGUUGAGGGACACACUGGUGAAUAAUUGUUUGCUAAUAUGAAUACAGUGGUACCUCAGGUUACAGAUGCUUCAGGUUACAGACUUCACUAACCCAGAAAUAGUACCUUGGGUUAAGAACUUUGCUUCAGGAUGAAAACAGAAAUCGUGCUUUGGUGGCGCGGCGGCAGCAGGAGGCCCCAUUAGCUAAAGUGGUGCUUCAGGUUAAGAACAGUUUCAGGUUAAGAACGGACCUCCGGAACAAAUUAAGUUCUUAACGCGAGGUACCACUGUACGUGCUGUUAUUGCUAUGUAAAUGUGUAUUACUCAGAUCAUAUUUACAUUUGAGAGGAACAUAAAGGUCUUCCAUACACACAAGGUCUUCAAUACAAGGUGUCUGGAACGUCUUCCAUACACAGAAACUACUGGUCCUUGUGUGAACAACUGUGCUGUUGUCACAUCGGGGUGGGCAUGAGUAGAAGGUACUUGUGGGUGGUGUUAGAGCAUCUGCUGGGCCCAAUGAAGCCUGUGGGCAAGAGUUUUCCUCACCCCCCUGGCUAGAGCGGCUGUGUUGUAUUAAUUAUUGAGUGUUGGACUAGGUCCCAGGAGGCCAGGGUUCAAAUCCGCACUCAGCCAUGAAGCUCACUGGGUUACUUUGGGCAAGUCAGUGCCUCUUAGCUUUAACCUACCUCACAGGGUUGUUGGAAGGAUAAAAAGGAAGGAGGAAAGGUGGGAUAUAGUUGUAGUAGAGGCUUCAGUAGUAAUAUAAAGAUCAGCAGGAAACUUUAGGCAAUGCCUAGCAUAAUUCCUGAAGCUGGGAAGGGGCCAAGCAGUUGAUAGCGGGUUCAUUGCCCUAUAUACUCCCUUGAUCCUCCCUGUAACUUAGAUGUAAGGUAAAGGUAAAGGGACCCCUGACCAUUAGGUCCAGUCGUGGCCGACUCUGGGGUUGCGGCGCUCAUCUCGCUUUAUUGGCCGAGGAAGCCAGCGUACAGCUUCUGGGUCAUGUGGCCAGCAUGACUAAGCCGCUUCUGGUGAACCAGAGCAGCGCACGGAAACGCCGUUUACCUUCCCGCCGGAGUGGUACCUAUUUAUCUACUUGCACUUUGACGUGCUUUCGAACUGCUAGGUUGGCAGGAGCAGGGACUGAGCAACAGGAUCUCACCCCGUCACAAGGAUUUGAACCGCCAACCUUCUGAUCGGCAAGUCCUAGGCUCUGUGGUUUAACCCACAGUGCCACCCGCAUCCCUUAACUUACAUGUACAUAGAUGCAAAUUGCUUGACUUGCAUAUAAUAUAGUGGGCAGAAUUUGGGUUACCUUGAGGGGGGGUGCGUGUAUUAUGUAUAUAUAAAUGUGGAGUAUAUACAGCGCUCUGCCUAGAGUGACUGGACUGGUGGUGAAACGGGUUACAGGCUCAAUUCUGCGCAGGUUUAUUUGAAAGCAAGACAGCUGCAUUUGUAAAUAUACCCAAGCAAGAUAUCUUGGUACCAGGAAUAAGGGAAGACCAAAUGGAACUUUUCCCCUGUGGUGAUAUUAUCAAUAUAAUAAUCAGUAGUCUGCAAGGUUGGGUUUAGUAGCCAGCCAAAAUGUGUGCUUCCUACUGGCUCUGACUCUCCCCUAAGAGGGAAGAUGUUACAUCACAGCAAAGUCUGACUUUUGCCUUUUUCCCUAAAAAUAAAUUGCUAAAUAAAAAACUCUUUCAUGCUUAAGCCAUUGUCCCGUGUGGUGUUUCCAGUGGCUGGAAGCCUUGUUGACUAAGAUAGCAGGCUCACAUGGUGGAUCCAAAGAACCACUUUAAAGUGUCUGGAGACUGGUUCUCCAUAAGGCAAACCUUAGUCCUGUUCUUGCUGUUUGUAUCUCCUGGGCUCCUGCUUCCCUUGUCCUUUUGGAGAAGUCAGGCUGCUGCCUGCCGCUAAUUUAUCUCUUCUCACCCAGCUCCUUUGCUUAUAUCUUCCCAGAGCAAGUCAUCUGAUGUGGUGAGUAUCUCAUCCAAAUACAAGCAGAUGUAUGAGUGCCGGCUACCUGCUGCCGCAGUGAAGAUCCACCAGGAAAAAGAGGAACACCCACGGAGUUACAGUGGACUUGGAAUCUCAGAACUGCUGAAGCCCAUGGAAGUGGCUCCUUGCCUUACCAAGGUAACUUUGGGCUAAGAGUUGGGAUUAAAUGUUGGGAGACCAGAUGCAAGAAGAGAAGCAGGGAAGCCACCCCUGGGCUCUCUGUUAACGAACUGCAAGUGAAGUCUGUUCCCCCUGUCCCUGGGGAAAUUUGCAAGGAUGAUUACCCUCAAUCAUCCUUGUUUUUCCUUUGUCAACAAUCUCUUGCUGUCAUGGGGACUGCCUCCUUUAAGGAACCGAAGCCGGUACUCAGCUAAAAUGCUAACUUGAAUCUUGCAGCCUUAUUAAAACUCCAUUGAGAUUCUUCUUCUCUUUCUCCCCCUCCCCCCUCUCCACUCCUGAGUCCUUGAGCAUUGCCCACUUUUAUAACCAAAACUUCAGUGAAACUCAACGCUUCCAUGUCCACUCCACUCAUUUGUAUGAUUAGUCAUUGCCUAAUUUGGGUGUAAUAGUUCAAGAGAAUUACAAUGCAAUGGGGCUCUUAUAACAAGAUUUUUUGCUUCAGCCAAAUCACCUAGGCUUUAACUUCUCCCUUUUCUCUCAGACCAAGGACUGGUGGACGUACGAGUUCUGCUACGGGAAGCACAUCCAGCAAUACCACAUGGAAGGUACUCUCUUCUCUUUUGUUGGUUUCUCCCAUCAAAGUAGGUAUUUGUAGCCUCUGACCCGCCAGACCCUCCUAUCCAGCCUUCUGCAAGCCCCACACCCCCCAGACCAUGUUUGCUCGCUUUACCCAACCGGGCUGGGUUUUUUUCAUCUCCACUGUAAUGGAAGGUUUAAACCUCCCCACCCCGGAUGCCACAACAGUGAAGAGUAUAUGAUUCAGUCAGAACAGAAGUGGGCUGGUGGUGGCAAAGACAGGUCUGGGAGUCAUGCUUGCCUGCUUCUCAACCGCAAUAUGCAUUGGCACAAUUUCCUUUGGUGGAGCAGGAGGGUUGCUGCAAUAACCCACUGUUCCAGAGGGCCCAGUCUCAGAAAUGGCUUCUGGGAGGUGAAAUGGAGUUGUGGUAGAAAAGAAAGCCAAGGAAGUCUUAUUAUUCAAAAGAGUUCCACUCAACUUUCUCUGGAUACAAUGCUCAUUUUUCCCCUUUUAAUAUUAGUCAACCUGACAGGUCUUUGGCAUGAAAGGUGGAGUAGAAAUAAAUAAUCAGUGAACAGUUAAGCCAGGGAUGGGGAGCCUUUGGCUCUUCAGGUGCCUCUGGACCACAACUCCCAUGACUGCUGACCAGGGCUGGUGGGAGUUGGACUCCAGCAGUAUCUGAGAGCCUCUGCUGCUCCAUCACUUGUCACUUGCUUGCUGCAAAGUGCCUCCCACUUUGCUGAUCUGCAGUGGAAAAGGAGCAACCACAGUCCCCAGAAUUGUGUCGUGAGUGUAGUGCCACCCUUUUAAUAAACCUUAACCUUAGGUCUGUAUACAUGGUUAAUUCUUACAGUAGUCUUAUAACGAGAGGUCCAUAGUCUCCCCAUAUUGUAGAGUUUGGCCAGGGUGGGGGUCUUCCAACACUGUCAAAGGCUGAUGACUGAAGCAGUUCAUGUCAGCAAACCAGGAAUGGCUGUCCAGCUACUUUGAACUGAUAGGUGCAUGGCUGUGUUCUCAAAAGGAAGUGGGGGUUCUCCAGUCUGGUGUGCUCUCCCUUUUUGCAUCAAUAUGCAGAUUUGAAACUUUACUUCGUACUAAUCCCUUCUGUUUCUUAGCUGGGAUAGCCCCUAAUCUAUAAUCACAGAUUUUAUGCAAACGAAACAUAUGUGUCAGGAAACUAGUGGCGUGAUUAGCUCAGACCAGAAUAUUUAACAUUUUGUUUUUAGUGAAAGGGUGUCUUUUGUGUGUGGUCGUCAGUGUAGCCAGAUUCACAGCUUGAAUUUACACUGUGGCGGCACAACUGAAGCAGGUCUUUUCUCAGCCUCUGGUUCAUGCUAAGAUGUUGUUAUCAUCAUCAUCAUCAUCAUCAUCAUCAUCAUCAUCACUCUCUCCUGAGGUCCAAGCUUCCAGUUAACAAAGUGACACUUUUCAUCUUUCCCUGUGUCUUCCCCCACCCCCAGAGUCUGAAAUCAAAGGUGACAUUCUGUACCUGGGGUACUACCAGUCCGCAUUCGACUGGGACAACGAAACUGCCAAGGUGGGUGUUCCCUAGGCCCUUGAUCACUUCAUGCAAUGGAGAAAAAGUUGAGUGAGCAUCCCUAAGGCUUAGGUAGCUCUCCAACCUCCUAACUGCUGAACAUAAAUCACAUCUGAUGUUUCACUUGCUUUCCUUAAUAGACCUUUCCUCCCCCUUCCCCCAGCCUGAAGCUCUUAGAUUUGGUGUACCUUGAGAUAAAACACUCUUGACAUCAGUAGAGGGGAAUGGCAAUGAAAACUCCCUAUUUGUAAGUCACUUUGGGUCACUUCAGGCACAAGCAAAAGCAUAUCUCUUUAACCAGGCCUUUGGUUGUUAACUUUUUGUUUUUGCCUUUUAGAAGAGGUGGGGAAGUUUUUAAUGUAUCUUUUUCCCCUUGGUUUUAAUGCAUGUAUGUGCAGUGGGUUUAUUUUGCUUGUAGGUUGCUUUGUGCUGGCUGGGGCUGAUAGUGUGCUGGAGUCCAGGAAUCUCCGGAAGGGCUCCAGUUUGGGGAAGGCUUCUCCAAUGGAAAAUAGGGACAGAUGCCACUGCUGCCGCUACCACCUUGAAACUAUUCAGGGAUGAUUGUGGCAACCAUGCUGCCAGUGAGGGAGGCGGGGAGGCAGGGGGAAGAAAAGGAACGGAUGCAGGGAAAGUAGAGAAGAGGUCUGGAGGUCCCUCCUUGCUAUGCACAAGGAGUUUAAAAAAGCAGAGUAAGGCAGUUCUUGGAGUCAUAUUCCAAAGCAAAUUAAGCCCCUGCUUCAGGAGCCUUCCUGUCCCAUGAUAAGGGAUGAUGAGAGUUGCAGUACAACAAUAUUUGGAGAGCACCAGCUUGGGGGAGGGUAUGCUAAGGACAGUCUGCAGCUGUCCCUGAAUCUAGGCCCAGCUCAAAGCAGAUUACCUUCAGCUUCUGCUCAAUAGGGGCUUGCAGCAAUGAAACAUCCCCCCCAAAAGGCCUUGAGUGUUUUCUGGUUCUCUCUCCCCGCAUCACAGGCUUCCAAGCAGCACAAGCUGAAGCGUUACCACAGCCAGACCUAUGUCAACGGAUCCAAGUGCAACUUGAACGGGAAGCCCCGGGAGGCUGAAGUCAGGGUAAGGAAAGGAACUUGGUUGCACUGUGCGGAAGUUUCCUGAGUCAGCAGCUGAGAGGAAAGGAAGUAUGGCUCUCUUGUCCUUUAGAACCCUUCAUGCACAAGUGAAAGUCUCCAUUCAGGUAGCCAGAGCUGUGUGAUGGGCAGGAACAGACAAUUUCCAUGUAUCCCACCAGAUGCUGCUAGACUACAGCUGCCAUAAUUCCUGGCCAUUGACAAUGCUGGCUGGGGCUGAUGAGAGUUGGAGGGCCACAGAGUCCCUGGUCUAUAUUUGACUUGAGAGAUGCUGAGCUGAGAGUUGGAAGUUGGACCUAGGAAUGCUUGGAAUAUGGGUUCUCCUCCUGUGUUUCAUGCAGAGGAGAGAGCUAUAAAGAGCUUCCUGCUUGUGUGGUCAUGCAUGUUAGUUUGUUCCCCAUUUUUCCUCUUGCAAAUGCCUGAUCAUUGGCUGCCAAGCCACCUUUUAAGGUGUUGUUGUUAACAUAUAAAACUCUGACCAAUUCAGGGCCAGGGUUUUUCUGACAUGUAUAGAAAACUCACCUGCUUGCUCAGGCUUUCCCUGACAAUUAGCACUGGAUCCUUCUGCCCUACACCAUAGGUGAUAAUCCACAAUGUACUUUUUUAUUGGAAUAAUUUUAUUGCAUGUUUUCUUUCUAUCUUGGUAAACUGCUUUGAGAUUUAUUUGUAAUCAUAAGAGGUAUCAAAUAUAUAUAUAAUCAAUAAAUAAAGAUUAGGCUUUUAUGUAGCCACCAAGGAAGUGUUAGGAAGUGCACAUUGUGAAAUAGAAGGAAAGGGAGGGACAUUGUCUCAUAAAUUUACCCUGCUGCUGUUUGAACUUGGGCUGACCCUUCAACCCAGGGAUGUGGGACCUGUGCUGCUACAGAUCUUGCUAGAUGCAACUCCCAUCACUCCUGACCAUUGGCUAUGCUAACUGCAGCUGAUGGGAGUCCAACCACAUCUGGAGGGACUCGGGAGUCCCCAUGCUCUCUUUAACCAAUGUGACCUUCCCCCUUUGUCCUGGAAGAGAGACCUGGAUUCCAUGUAUGCGCCUUUCAAAACGAGAUUAGCCUCUCUUCUGUCCCCACUCCCGGCAACUCAUGGAAAGCAAUCUUGGGGGUAAGGGCCCUAGCUCGGUGGGUGGAGCAUGUGCAGUGGGUGCAGGACUCCCAGGCAAAAUCUUGGUCAUAUCCAUCUUUAAAGGCUCUCCAGGAGCAGGGCAAGGAAAGUUUGGUGCCUGAGGUCUUGCAGAGCUGCUGGUUGCCAGAGGAAUAGAACACAAAGUGCUAGGCUAGAUGGACCCUAUGAUCUGAGUCAGUAUAAAACAGCUUUCUAUAUUUUUCUAUAUCUAAAUCGCAGUUUCUGUGUGAGGAAGGUUCAGGUGACUACAUUGCCCGUGUGGACGAGCCCCAGUCCUGCUCCUACGUGCUGACCAUCCACACCACCCGCAUCUGCCACCACCCAUUUCUGCGGCCACCGUCCACUGCAACCCCUCAGACCAUCCGCUGUCACCCAGCCCUGAGCCCUGCAGAAUAUGUGGAAUAUGUCAAGGCCCAAGUGUGUAAGUAGUACAACUGGUCAGGGAGGAGGUGGAGGCCCCUUCGGUGCCCUCUUGGCCAGGGCUAUUCGCUUUGAUCUGGUGGCAUUUUUAGAACUUAGCCCUUGCAAGGCAGGAUACAGCAGUGUGACAGAAGUAUCUUAAGUGCAUUUGAAGCGUAAGCCCCUCCUUUCAGGGAGAUUGAAUGGUGUGUAAAGUACGGCCUCAAAGCAGAAACAGAAUAAAGAGUUGGUGGUAAGGGAUGCCCUUUCCUCAUCUGCCUUCUCUGUUGCUGAGAGAAUAGGCAUGGGGGAACAGUGUGGUGUAGUGAAGACUGUGCUGGCAUGGAUUCAAAUUCCACUUAGCCUGAAAAGCGCUAGAUGACUUUAUCUCAUUUUGUAUUUUGAACACUACACCUCCCAACACAAAACAAAGUAUGCAGGUAUUUUCACCUGUGUAAUGUGGGCACUUGGUGGCAGAAUGCCAGAUUUCUUGGCACAGGAUUUCAGGAUUCCUAUUUCUGGUGCCCACUUUGCCCUCCGAAUGCCAGAAGAGCCGCAUAGCACAGGGAGAGCAAACUGGGUAGUAUCUGAGUGCUGACUGCCAAGGAAUCCUGUUUGCUUGGGGGAAUAUUGUCUUGUUGCAUUGGAUGCUGUGAUGAUGACCUGUUUCUUACCUGGACAUACUGGGGGGCGUGUUUGCCCAUCUAAUGUAUAUUGUGUAAAUAGAUAGACUGAAAUUGCAGAGUUUUGAGAAACUAAAAAACAAAGUGCGAGAUUGGCUUCAUUAUUAUCAGAUAAUGGAGGCAUAUAAUUCGGAUAAGAAAAUUGGCUUCCAGGUGGAAAAAUCAAAAUUAGAAACAGAACUGUUAGAACCCAAAACUAAGAUUUUGUCAAAGAUGUAUAACUUGCUGUUGAAAUGGAAUACUCAGGAUGAAACGGUGAAAUCUGCUAUGAUUAAAUGGGCACAAGACGUUGGACAUAAUAUAAUGAUGGCUGACUGGGAACAGUUAUGGACCACAGGUAUGAAGUUUACGGCAUGUAAUGCCUUAAGAGAGAAUAUUAUGAAAAUGGUAUACAGGUGGUACAUGACCCCAGUCAAGCUUGCAAAAAUCUAUCAUUUGCCCGAUAAUAAAUGUUGGAAAUGUAAAGAAACUGAAGGUACAUUCUUUCACCUUUGGUGGACGUGCCCAAGGAUUAAGGCUUUCUGGGAGAUGAUCUAUAAUGAAUUGAAAAAAGUAUUUAAAUAUACUUUCUUGAAGAAACCAGAGGCCUUUCUCCUGGGCAUAGUCGGCCAAUUGGUGCCAAAGAAGGAUAGAACUUUUUUCAUGUAUGCCACAACAGCAGCAAGAAUACUCAUUGCAAAGUAUUGGAAGACACAAGAUUUACCCACUCUGGAAGAAUGGCAGAUGAAGGUGAUUGACUAUAUGGAACUGGCGGAAAUGACUGGCAGAAUCCGAGACCAGGGAGAAGAGUCGGUGGAAGAAGAUUGGAAGAAAUUUAAAGACUAUUUACAGAAAUAUUGUAAAAUUAAUGAAUGUUAGAAUGAUGUUGGAUAGAAAUUAAGUGGUUUUUAGCUGCAAUAUUAUAAGGGAAUAUGAAAAAUGGAUUAUUAAUAGGUAAAAAUUUAAUGUUACAAUAUUUUAAGAUCAAAGAUUAGGAUAAACAAAGUGGGGAAGGAUUUGCUGAACCAACAAACUGAAUUGGAAUACAAAAAAGGGAGGCGUGAGGAGGUCCGGGAAAUAAGCUAAUGAAAAAUAAGUAAUGGAAAGAUUGUGUUGUUUUUAAUUAUUUUUAUUUUUAUUUUGUAUUUUUCUUAUUUUUAUUUUUAUUUUGUAAUAUUUUGAAAAUCUUAAUAAAUAUCUUAUAAAAAAAAUGUAUAUUGUGUAAAUUUUUGCAGCUGACACAAAGCGCAAAGUGGAGGAGAUCUCUGAAGAGCUGAAGACUCUAGACACACGACUGUGGAAUGAGCAAGACCCAAACUCUGCCAUUCAGGAUUCAGAUGGCAAUGGUAGGGAACUACCUGGUAAGACAGUCCUGCAAGGAUGUUACUGAAAUCUAGCCGUGGGGUGGGGUGAUCACAUGGAGCUUGAGGCAAGUCACCAUUUUAAAAAGUCAGUAAAUACAGUGGACCAUCCGGAUACAAACUUAAUUCAUUCCAGAGGUCCAUAUGUACCCUGAAAAGUCCAGAUCUAGAGGCGCUGAUUUUGUGCAUGUGUGCGACGCAAUAGAGCGCUUUGCAUGUGUGAAGUGCGCAGAGCGCAUGUGUGCAUGGUGAAAACCGGAAGUAUACACUUCUGGGUUUUGCCACGUUCACAACCCGAAAGUUACGUUACCCAAAGGUAAUGUAACCCGAGGGUCCACUGUAUGGCCUUCAGUGCUAAAAAACAUAUUGGUCCUCUGAUUUUUGUGUUGGGAUAAUGUGCAAGGACCCUUACACAAUGUGCCUUCAUCCUUAGGGGCACUGCAGUUUCAGAUGUCUAUUGGUGCAAUUCUGUCAGAUGGGCAAGCUAUCGGCAAAGAAGGCAUUGAACCUGCGUUUGUUCUCUUGUGACAACCGCAGUGCCCUACAAGAGGCAGAAAUGCAUAUUUUUCUUGCAUUAGAGAGUUGUGCUCUCAGUGUACAACUUAGGACUUGGUUUGCUUCAGUGUUCAGGAAUUGUAAUGAUCUGAUAUUGUACAAAAUUUUACAUAAAAGGUUUCCAGUUACACAAGCUUAGAAAUCAUUUUAGAAAAGUAAAUAUAUAAGCAGAUUGUCUUAAACAUUUUGUUCAUCAUUGUAAAACAAAAUAUAUUAUAGUCCAUUUUUUCAUUAGUGGGGGGUAAGGUUCGGGGUGAAACAGGACCUUCACCUCUAGGGGGCAGUACCUGCUCUUGCAGUUUUGGAAGCUAGAAACCUGUAAAAAGGAACUGCCGUUCUCAAUGUGCUGAAUUCUGCUUUUGUGUGGUGCAGAGUAUUCUCUAUCCUGAGUGUAAUUGUAGAAAUGCUCUUGGUAAGCCCAAAUGACUUUGCUCCCACUUAAAAACUUUGUUUUGCCUGUUUGGUCAGUGACCCCAGAGCCUGUUCCAACUGCUUCUCCUCCUGAAAGUGACCCAGGUGAUGACUCUGAUUUCUGGGAGAGAGCGCUGCGGGGAGAUGAGAAGACAGCCCAGAUGCCAGACCAAACAAAGGUAACCUCCUGUCAUCACACCUGAUCAUAACCAGUAUCUGUCCAAAUACUUUUAACGUGUGUGUGUGUGUGUGUGUGUGUGUGUGUAUUCUUACCCGCAAAGCUGGUAUAUUUUCCUUUUUCUUGAUUCUGACACCACCAGUGCGGGAGUUCUUUGUUUUUUAUUUAGGCAUGUUGCUGAGGCACUUAUAAGUAUCCCCUAAAUUAUAAGAUUUGACUUAUCAGUGAAUUAUUUUAUUUUAUAGAUUUAUAUCCUAACUUCAGCAACAUAUCAGUCAUAACAGGGAGACAAUAAAAUUCAAGUAAUGAAAAAGAAACUCCGCUAAUUGUCUUAAGCCUGCAUAAACACAACUAACUGUAAGAGGCCUUUCUGGCUAAAAACAUCUUCAAAGUGCGUUUAAAAGCACACACAGGAAUUACCUUGUGCAUAGGAUAAUUAUGGGAGGGGUGGAGCAUCUGCUUUGCACGCAGGUUCAGUCCCCGACAUAUCCAGAUAAGGUUGGGAGAGGCACCUUUCUCGAACCCUCGAAAGCCCCUGUCAGUCAGUCAAACAGCCAGACACUGGUCUGACACUGUCAAAGGCAGAUUCCUAUGUUCUUGUAAGUUGCCUCACCACUGCCAAUGUCUUAGUGUUGCAUCCAAGCACAGCCAUAUGUUCCAUAUCUACUAAAUCAGGGGUGGGGAACCUCCAGGCCAUCAGAUCUCCACAUCUGGCCCACAAGCUCACUUCAGCCAAGCCAUGUCCACUGCCCUACACCUCACGUGACACAUCUCCAACAAAGCUUUGCAAGGGACAUCACAAGACCCAACCAAUUAGCUGCUUGUCACCUGCGGGCAAAAAGAUCAGCUAGUGUCCUUUUAACACCAGGUGAUUGGCCUGUCAAAACUGUCCUAUGCAAGAUGGGGGAGCUAGUGAUCUGGCCCACUGGGCAGAUACAGUCCCCCCACUGCAGUAUUAGAUAGAUGCAUCUGUUCGUUUUUGGCUCAUGCACCAUUGAUGUUGGUGUUGUUAUAUGUUUAUUAUAUUGUUAUAUUUAUUUUGUUGUUGUUGUUAUAUUUUUAUUAUAUUAUUUAUUUUGUUGUUACAUUUUUAUGUUAUGAACUAGCCUGAGAUCUGCGGGUGAAAAAUAUUUAUAAAAUUUGUGCACCACCCUUCAUUCAAAUAUCCCACAGCAGUUCACAACAUAAAAAUACUGAUGGCACCAUGCCAUCAAAACGAGGGGGAAAAUACAUAAUAAAUCAAAAACAAACCAAUAACCCCUCCUCCCACAAACACAUUUAAAAAGCCAUAGAAUGUUAAUCAGCCAAACCCUGGUUGAAGAGAAACAAUUUCUCUUGGUGCGUAAAGAUAUGCCAUGAAGGCGCCAGGUGAGCCUCCUGGGGAACCACUGCAGGAAAGGCCUCUUCUCAUGUUGCCACCCUCCGGGCCUCUCAUGCACAAGGCACACAAAGAAGGACCUCAAGUGAUGAAUGCAGGGUCCGGGUAAUAAUGAAUUCCUUUGGCGAAACAAGUAGCUGAACUCAACCGUCUGUAUCAUGCAGAAAUAAUUCCCUCGCAACCCUACAACAGUGGCUUCUAUGCAUAGCACCCAAAGCCAUUUAACUUCUGUCUUUUUUCUGCAGGAGGAAGAGCCAAUCAUGAAGACAGCAGACAGUCACCUAGCAGGUAAGUGUGUGGCCCAUAAGUGCUGUGGCUCAAGAAAACAAUCCUCUUAGGACUGUCAGAAAAGAUGCUUGAGGAACGUUCACCUGAACCAAAGAAUUCAGAACUUUCUGAACCCUCCUUCUCCUAUUCUUUCAAGAAGACUGGUUAACAGUCAGACAUUUUUUUAAUGGCCUGUAUCUUUGGAAACUGCUGGUUCCUCCCCCCUUUGGCAUCCUUUCCUCUUUUUAACAUUGUUUAGUGUUCAGAAAGAGAGCAAUGGCACUGCUUAUCUAGAUCCACUUCUGCCUGGAUUUUGGUCUGGUUUGGGGAUUGACUCAGCCUUGGUUACUUUAAUGGAUGACUGUUACAGAGAGAGGGGCAGGGAGUGUGACCCUGUUGUUCUUACUCAGUCUCUCAGCAACUUUUGAAAACAUUGAUCAGCUUCCUGGGAUGGAGAUUGGAGGCACUGCACUAGAGUGGUUUCAUGCCAACCUGCACAGUUGAGUCUAAAAAGUAACAUGGGAGGAGUGCAAUUGGACUCCCUGGCCCUUAGGCUACAGGUUUCUGCAGGACAAAGCUUUGGAGCACGGUGCCAUCUGUAUGCUGAUGACAUGCGGCUCUGUUCUCCAUCUGAAUCAGAGGUUGUGAAAGCCCUGGAACAGAGCCUCAAGGCAGUGGUGGACUGGACAAGGGCCAAUAAACUUGAGUUUGAAUUCAGCGAAGAUGGAGGCUUUGUGGGUGGGCGGUUCCUGUAUCCAGAAGAUAGGCCAGUUGCCCAUUCUGGGAAGGGUUGCACUCCCUCUCAAGGAGCAGGUACGUAGCUUAGGCAUACUCCUGGAUAUGUCCAUCAUUCGAGACCCAAGUGACCUCUGUGGCUAGGAGUGCCAUUUGUCAGCCAUGGCCAUAACUGGAUUAGGACCCAUUGGCCACUGUAGUCCAUGCAUUGUUACCCUCAAGACUGGAUUACUACAAUUCACUUUAUGUGGGGCUGCCCUCGGACCUGGUCAGGAAGCUCUGGCUGAUGCAGAAUGCAGCGACCAAACUGCACAUGGGGGCAAACAGCUGACAGCAUGAGACACCUCUGUUGAAACAUCUCCACUGGUUGCCCAUAUGCUACUGGGCCAGGUUCAAGGGUCUUGUGUUGAUAUACAAGACCCUGAGUAAGUUGGGUCCAGGAUGCCCUAAGGACCAUCCGAACCCUUGUAUCCAGCUUGAUCACUGAAAUCAUCCAGAGAAGUGCUGAUAGUUUUCCCCAGGUCACUGGUCCCAUGCUGUGGAACACUCUUCCAGCACACUUCCAUGCAUUUCUUUUGUAAGUUAAGAGGACUAUGCAGUUUUUUAAAAUUUUGUUGAGUGGUGACUCAUUUUAAUUGUUUUGUACAUUCCUCUUGCAUCUUAGGCACAUCCAACUUGUGCGUUUUCUACCCUGCACAGUUGAAGGCCGGCCAGCUGAAAUUGUGCAAAUUAAAUGCAUGCAAAGUUUUCCUGGUGCGAAAAGAACCUCCAAGGUCCUCUCAGCACACAGGCUCUGGAAGCUUGUGGGUAGCUCCAUGAGAUCUCACCGGAACUUGGAUGGACCCAUGAGAUUUCACAAAAGUAUCCUAAAACCAGUAUGCUGAGCAUGCCUUGCUUGGUAAGCAAGGCGGAGGGCUAAAAGUACUUUUUACAUCAGGAAAACCCAGCUUAGUGCUCUGGCACUGGAAGGCUAAGGCUGCCGGGGGGGGGGCGCAUUUCCAGGGUUUGAGUAUACGUGUUUUUGCCUAUACACUGAACCCUUGGAACCAAACCCCCAUGUAAGAUGCUGUCAUACUGUGUUGCUUUUAAAGGCUUCUUUAAAAAAAAUGUUUUGACAUUGCUGUAUGCUAACUGGAUACUUUAUGAGAGGGUGGUAUAUAAAUUAUUUUAUUUAUAAAUAAAUAAAUAAUAUGUGCUGUCUCGGAUCUUUGCAGAUUUCAAGAGAAAAAUCCACUUCAAAGUUAUCAAGAAUCCUGGGGACCUGGUGCAGUUUAUUCGUGACUUGAAGGAGAAUGCCAGGAAGGUAAGAUGUAGUAGAAGGCUUGCUUCUCUCCAGAUUUACUCUGCUAUUGCUGAGCUGCUUUUAGGUAUACAGUGUGGAAUUGUUAUCUGCCUAGUACAUGGAACUUCCUUGUUCAGGGUCCAGGUGUUUGCUAGGGAACAACAAUUGGGAGGUCUUCCUGGGGCCACUGGACAGGGAUUGUCCAGCCUUUGUGAUGUGCAUGUUGUGAUGGCAUCUCGGCUGGAUCAGUUUGCGCCUUGCCUUUGUCCCUCCAGGACAAAGAAAUGGUGAGAGAACCAGAGGAAGCAUCUCAAGAAACUCCACCCAAAAGUGAGCCAUCGUUAGGGACAGAGCACUCUGAAGAAGGGGCCCAGGAGGAUGAGAAGGAUGAGGAAGACCUGCUGGGAAAGUUUGAGAAGGAACUGGAAGACAUCCUGCUGCCUAAGUCUGAAAUGGCCAAGUUGAAGGAGGAGGUAAAAUCUGAGAUGGAAAAGGAGUUUGGUCACAUCAUUGAUGAGGUGAGGAAGCAGGAGACUAGCUAUAAUUUCCUUUCUGCACUACCCACCCGAGAAAACUAUUGAUGGGCCCUGGAUGUUCUCUGUCCCUAAUCACCUUGUAUUUGCACAUAUUUUGCUGCCUUUGUGGGGAAAAGGGCUAUAAACUUUGUAUGUGUUUUUUAGUUUAGAAAAAACUGAGAGGGAGGGACACAAAAUUGGCAAAGAAUGAUGAAUAGUAAGGAGAGGGAAUCUUUCUGCAAAGUGAAGGAACUUUCUUCAGGCAGCACCAGUGGUGGGGAAGGGAGGGGACUAACAGAGGAAGUGGUGUCUGAAUGAUGCAGGAGCGAGACGUGUAGUCAGUAUGGUUGCCCUGGUGGAGUCUUACAACCACAAGGACUAGAAAUAUGAUUGAAAACGGAGUCUUGCAGAUCCAGACUCUACACCUGUGGUUCUCAAAGCGGGUGGUCCGGCCCCCUGGAGGGGCAGGGGGGGUUGCCUAGCAGGCGAAGGGGGGACUGAAGGUGUAAAUGACUGUUAGACUUUGAAAACCUGGUAUCACUAGAUCAAGUUCAUUUGUUUUGUUUAACUAAUUAAAUAGUUCUGAUUGCAUUUUGAAUAAAUGUGCAUUUAAUUGUUGCUGUUUCAAAUUUUAUUGCGUUAUUACCUUCCAUAGUAGGUCAUGCAAACCACUGUUCUGAAUAUUGCUUUUAGUAAGGAGGGGGCACUGGGAAUGAGUGGAUUCAGGGGAGCAGUGACCCAGGAAAGUGUGGGAGCAACUGCUGUACACUUAACUGCAGGAAAUGAGCCAGGCUGCUACUCAACUGGAUCUCUCUCUUUCUCAAUAAAUAAAUAAAUAGACCUUAGCUUAUCCUUUCUUGGAUCGUUUACUGGCAGGUGGAGGAUGAGUUGGAAACAGAAGGCCUGAAAGGUGAGUUUGAUCGAAAGCAAGCCUCCAAGUCUUUGGCGUCUACCCUCAACAAGCUUAUUGACAAGCUGGAUCCUGGCAAAGACUUGAAUAAAGGAGAUAAGGAGCAGGAGCCACAGCCAGGGGAGGAAGAAGAGGUAGCAGCAGAUGGGGAAGAUACUGCUGAAGAAGACGUAGCCAAACCAGCAACCGGUAUGUUCUCAUACAGAUAAGGUUGGCUUCAUUUUUUUCAGUGCCAGUAAAUUUGAGGACUGUUUUUGGAUCAGCCAACAGGGGGUGACAUUUUGUCAUAAAUGGGUUGAUCCACAUGCGGACUUGCUCAGAGAGCAGGGCAAGAUGUCAAGGGUUUAGCAAAUAAUUUGGGAGCAGGUGGCUAGCAAGUUGUGAUGUGAUGAAGAAAACCAUAGCAGAAACACUGUAGUUAUGGAGAAGCCUUUGAAUGCCCAAUGGGUGAGACUUCUUAGAAGGGCUCUUUCAUCACUUAUCCUUGCUCUCAUUCUUAAAAUUCCUGCAGGGGACAGCCUGUGAGGUCUCUGGAGAGUUUCAUUUUUGUAACACAACUGCUCAGACACCAGUCCUGGAACAGGCUUUGCCCACCUGGUGCCCUCCAGCUGUUUUGGACUCCAGUGCCCAUCUGGUUGGGGAUGGUGGGAGUUUUGCUCUAAAGCAGCAGGAGGUGCCGCAGGUUGGCCAAAGCGAUUCUAUAAGCUUGCCAGAGCUGGCCUGUCUAAUGCCCUUCUCCAUUUGUGACUAUCUGCGCAUUUAAAAAAGACACAAGACUUCACCUGCUCUCCCAGGUGCAUUUCCUUAGCACUGGUCAGUAAGUGACUGGGAGGCAGGGGGCAGGUAGGAUGAUGCAUUGUAAACAGAGAACUGAUGGUGGGUUUGUUUGCCAGUUUCCAAACUGAUGGAAAUAGUUAUUUGCUACGGGGGGAGGGGAGUGUCCAGCAACAUAGAAGUUCCCAACUCUUUCCUUUUUUAAAGUCCCUUGCAUUUCAACUCUUUCCUUAUUUAUAAAGUCCCUUGCAUUUCAUUCUAACCCAUGUGCAAGUUUUUGUUUUGUUUUUUAGCUAAGCCCAUUUUGCCCUUUUUGCUUGCUUCUCAUACUGUUGAUUGUUCCUGCUAGCCUUGGGAAAGGCAGGGCACUGAAGUCUUGGCCACCUUGCCUAGCUCUCCCCAUUUUCCUUGUGAUAUUUCUAGCCAGGCAUUACCCAGAUGCUUUCAAGUCACAAGACAGCCUUCCCCAACCGGGUACGCUGCAGAGAUUUAGCUCCCAACCAGCACUACUAGGGAUGGUGGGAGUCCGGAGGGCACCAGGGUUGGGAAAGACUGCCUUAAGGGUUAGAAACUUGCUGUUCAGGGACUUAGGAUGCUCAGUUUUCAGCCCAAUAUAACCACCACACCUUUCUGGGACUUCCUGCCUUCCUUUUCCUCUGCAGUCCAGGGACCUUCUGCAUUUUGCAAAAUUUCCAAAUGCUUUGAAAAUAAACCCUUAGAAAAAAAAAACUGUGCUCAAAGCACCAUAAGUACAAUUGGCAGAAAUUUUCCUUUUGAAUGCAGACUAUCCCCAGCCUUGCUUGUAGGCCCUUCCAGCUUGCGCUCUCAUUCUCUCUCCCCCUCCCUCCACAAAUAUUGGCCUACUGACCCUCCUCUGUCCCCUUUUCUGUCUCAGAUGGCGACCCAGACGGGCGCGUGAAAGUCAGGGUCACUAAAGUAAAGCCAGGCAGCGCUCAGCAGAAGCUGCUGCGAGUCCAAGAGAUGAGCAGGGACAACCCACAGCUGCGCCACAUAGAGAGUGUGGUUAAGGACCUGUUGGAGAAGGAAGGCCUGAAGGCAGAAGGUAACGCAGCCAUGUAACCUGGACAGCCGGAGGUGGCCUUGAGCCUUUUUUAGCCUGGGCGGGGUUGUGUUUAGGGGGAGAUCUUUAAGGGAGAGCAGUCAGGGAUGCAAAGUCACUGGAGGGCUCUCUUAAUUGCAAACCACAGGGAACCAUUGGCCAUUCUGCUCCUGAGCUGAUAAUCUCACAGUGGUACCUUGGUUCUCAAACUGAAUCCAUUCUGGAAGUCCGUUCCAAAACAAGGACGUGCUUUCCCAUAGAAAGUAAUGCAAAAUGGAUUAAUCUGUUCCAGACUUUUAAAAACAACCCCUAAAACAGCAGUUUAACAUGAAUUUUACUAACGAGACCAUUGAUCCAUAAAAUGAAAGCAAUAAUCAAUGUACUGUACUAUAAGAUAAAUAAGACAGUAUUGUAGAUGAUAAAAUUUAAAAUUACAUUUUUCUUACCUGCACUGAUGAUAGUCAUUGUUUGUAUGGGGGGGCUUUUAUCCAUUUCCACAAUCAAUCAAUCAGUAGCUGAAUUGGGUUCCACACAGUCACAAAAACAAACUAACUGAAAAAGCCUCAAAAACAAAAAAUGCAAAAUAAAUAGCAAAAACAAAAGCACCAAAUUUAAGCUCCAAAUAUCACCUCAGAACACUGCUAUCGGAAAUGGAAUAAUUCAAUUACAAUGGGGGGGACACAAAUUAGCAGCGCAACAGUAAAAACGGAAGCUCAGGACUCAAAACGGAGCACGUUCGGCUUCCAAAAAAGUUUGAAAACUGGAACACCUACUUCCAGUUUUGCAGCAUUCAGGUUCCAAGAUGUUCGUGAACUAAGCUGUUCGAAAACCGAGAUACCACUGUACAUUAUCUGCUUAAUUCUUCUCCCAAGAAGGUUUCUGAGGCCAGGAUUUGAACUUCUAGAACUUGAAGAUUUUUAAAAGUACAGUAAGCCUGCUCCACCCCAUUCUGCCCCUGCCCCUUUUCGCCCUUUUCCUGACAUCUUUGAUCAUUCAUCCUUCAGAUAUGCCCAAACCAGGAGUUGCCUGUAAGAUUAUACAUUUUAAUUUUGAGACCCUUCAGCCGUAAAGUAGGGGGAAACAAAGAGCUGGCUUGUAGUGGAUGAAGGUAGAAGUUUGAUGUGAAUCCCAUUUAUGAUGUGCUUUGAUACGGGAGACGGGGAAGAAUUCAAGUGUAAUCACCAAUAUCUGUCAAAACCAGAGUGUUAAAGGAGAAAAGAAAAUGGGAAGUUGGAUUUGUAAGAACUAGGUCAGGGGUAGACAACCUAAGGCCCGUGGGCCGGAUGUGGCCCAAUUGCCUUCUAAAUCCGGCCUGUGGUCGGUCUGGGAAUCAGCGUGUUUUUACACAAGUAGAAUGUGUCCUUUUAUUUAAAAUGCAUCUCUGGGUUAUUUGUGGGGCAUAGGAAGUUGUUCAUUUUUUUUCUCCUCCAAAAUAUAGUCCGGCCCCCCACAUGGUCUGAGGGACGGUGGACCGGCCCAGGGCUGAAAAAGGUUGCUGACCCCUGAACUAGGUUCUACUGCAUAGUAUUGUCAUCAUCCUUUUGUGUGUAUGCCACCUUUCUGUAGUUAAAACCACGCUCAAGACAGUUUGCAACAUGAAAAGAUUCACAUAAAAACAAACAUAACAAAAGUAGUAAUAAAGAAUAAAUAAAAGACAUCAAGCAGACACAACCAAACUGAACAAUUUCCACAUAAUCGUAAUAAGAUCUGAAGAUAAAAAUACAAAAAAAAUAGCAUCAGCAACAGUGAUAGUAGCCACAAACCCCUACCCCAGCCCAAAAUUCUCUUCAGCAGCCACAGCAUUUGUAGCUGGAGUCAGUCAGGGCCCUGCCCUCCCAGACCAGGUGGGAAAAGGCCCACAAGUCAGAGAACACGUCUUCCAGGACUCGCAGUCAAGAUAGUAGGCCAUCAAGUGACUUUAUGUAACAUCUGACUUUUGUUCUUUUUGAAAUCCCAGUGAAUUGUGACUAAAGUGCAUUAAUUACCUGUAUACAAGAUUAGGUACCUUCUUGUUCUUUGGCGAUCACUCGUAGCUGAGUAGGAUUGUCUUCCAUGAAUAUGGCCUUAACAGUGUGUCCAUAAGUAACUGUGGAGGCCAAUUCUGGAUCCACACAUCCCUCCACAGUGGGGACAUAGGUACCACUGUCUUAGAGGCCUCGUGGCUCCUAUUCUUGAGAUUUUAAAUCAUGGCAAGCUAAGCAUUUUGUUAGUCAAAUGUCAACAUGCAGGUUCACCCACACAUGGUAACCAUGGAGAUGAGCAUCCAUCCCUGCUGUACCUGCAUCACCAUUCCUGGACCCUUUCUACAAUUAAAAGACCUAUGGGCAGUUUAGUUCCGGGGUGAUAAUGUGGGAGCAGCAUGCUCUUGUCUUCAACAUUAGAGGUUUCUCUGGAACCCAAUCCCACUCCCCUUGUGUUAAAGGAGAAAGCAACAUGCAACUUAUGUGUACCAACCUGCAAUGUUUGGUUCUGUUCUUUCCGGAAUCACUAUAACUGGUUGUGCGUGCACACGCUCUUGCUAAACCCCCAAGCUAAUAGCUCUUUAAAACUAGAAGAGGGCCAUGAAAACAGCUCCUCUAGCAGUACUGUUUUCCCCCAAACAGAAUUCUGGGGACCAAACUGCCUGUGACCUUUCGCUGUGCCUCUUCCCCACACUGCUCCAAUAACACUCGGCCAUAGCAACUGCAUGAUGGGACACAGUUGGGCUCAUUGUUUACCUUCAUCUAAAGGUAAACAAUGCUUCAUUGGCCAGCAUUUGCAGAAGGCAGGGGAAAUACUGAGCUAAGCUGUGUCGCUGUGCACUUCUGCUUUAACUAAAAUAUUACUGGGAGAUGCAGGGAAGAGGUGUGGACUGGCAGCUGUUGCGUGUAGAUCUUUGUGUGGGUGCUGCACAUGUUGGUUGUAGUUUGAGGGCAGGCUAGUCCUGAUGUGGCUGCAUCUCCUGCUGUUGCUUCUCCAGUUAAGAGAUGCCCUCUGUCUCUUUCUUAGCAGGGCAAGCCUGCUAGACCUCCUUGCCGUGCUCUUGUAUCUUCAUGUGCCAUUUCCCUCAAAUAUGACCCACCAAGGACUGGGGGCAGGGCAACUAACGUGUGGCUAACUUUGUGGCUGGCAGGUAAAAUUGAAAUCAAGAUUGUGACCACGGGUGGCCUGGGCGACGAUGAUGAUACCCAUUGGCUGUCAGAAGAGGACACCAAAAAUCUCAAGGACAUCUUCUUCAAUAUUCUGGUGAGGGCCCAAGAUGAAGGGAGUGUUUUAAUGAGGAGAAAGAGGUUGUUCCCCUCCAUAUCACACCAUGUUUAUAUUUAAUAUGGAAUAAGGAAGAGGAAGAACUGCUUGCAAGUCCUGUCCUCUGGUGUGGAACACUGGCUAUAGUUGUGGUCUUUGGUGGGGACAAGGGUGUGCACCAGGGCUGGCCCAAAACAUUUUGGCACCUGAAGCAAACUGCAAAAUGGUACUCCCCACCCACCCCUGCCAGAGAAGAAGGGGUGAGUGAAGAUCUGCAUCAGAAACAAGGGGGGAAUAAAGAUCUACACUGGAAACAAGGGAACAACGGUGGGAGGGAGACCAGCAGCACCUUCUAUUUGCCAAGAGGCCACUGUAGAGGCGGCAUGGGGGACAGCUGUAGUCGGCAGCAGUGGGCAAUGCAUUCCUUGGAGGCUGGAUCUUCUGUCGCAGUGGAUGCUGCCGUCUGAAGCGGUAGCCUCACCUUACCUCACGAGUGGGCUGGCCCUGCUCUGCACAUAGAAUCAUAGAAUUGUAGAGUUGGACAGGACCACAAGAUUCACCUGGUAAAGCCCAUGCAGGAAGUAGCUGUACCAUGACUAAUAAAUGGUAAUCACUUAAGUAGGGUGGCUUUUUCAGUACCCUUAAAGAUGGCAGCAGAGUGGGAAACUCAAAACAAACCCACAGAGCAGAAUCUCCCAGGAACAUUUCUUAGGCAUGUUUCACAGGAAUGAAUGGGAGCAGUGCACUUCCCAUUCAUGUCAACAAAGCUUGGGCAGAAGAGCCUCUUGGUGGAAUGAGGGAUGUGUUUCCUCCUGGCAGGCUCUACGGUGCACUCCCUGUAUUCCUUUCCUGUUGGGGGAGAGGGCUUGCCAUUUAGAUUUUAUACCUAGAGUGCCAAAAUAUCUUGGGUUGGCAGUGGGACCUAGAAUUUGUCACCCACCAUUCAUAUGAUUGAUUGUAUGUGUAUAUAUGUUACACACACACACACACAGUGCUGUGCCCCUGCUUGCUAUUCACCUUCCCAACCCUAUUUCUGAAGCCUUUUCUCUCUUCUUUCCCUCAGCCCCACUUUACACCUCUGUUUUCACCUUCACCCCCAUGUCUGUACCUCCCCCCAUUUUGUGCAGCCCCCUUGGAAAGAAACCACCCCCGUGGUAAUGUUCUGCAUCUUCUUUUUUCUACAUAUUGGACCGACUUUUCACCUUCUCAGUUAACAAGCCAUAAUCUCCUCCUGUUCUUCAGACCCGUUUACACCCCUGCUUUCAUCUUGAACCCCUUUCUCAUGGCUCCUAAACCCCCCUUUUUGUAACCCCCUUUAUAAGCCACUUUUCACCUUUACACCCUUUUUCCUCUAUGCACCUUUUCUCAUCUCUUCCUUGCACACAGAUCACCCCAUUUCCUUGCCUUCGCCUCUCUCCUAAUGUGCAGCUACUUUGUGCACAUACAUUUUGUGCUGAUAUGUUACCGUAUCUUGAAAAUAAAUAGAGGCUUAAGAGCAAGCCUGUCAGCUUGUUCAGUUAGAGAGGUUUCAGUUGAUGGUUGUUGCACAUAUAUGGGUGAUUGCUUGUUAAUAAAAUAAUUGUUAAGUUCCCAAAUUGAAUUUGGAACUUCUUAUUGAAGACAACACAUAGUGGCGGGAGAGAAACAUAUAAUGUAAAGGUCGUAUGGAAUAUCAUAGUUUAUCUCUCACACAUGAGACAAGUGAAGAAUGGAAGAGGGAGAAGUUUUUAACAGUCUUUUUUUCCCUUUCAGUUUUUCUCCCAUCUCACUGUACUCAAACAAUAGCAGAGGUUUGAGUAAAGCAAGGAUGGAAAGAGACUGAGGUGUGGUCUUUUUUAAAGGCAAAUCAGUUUUAACAAGAAGAAAUAGUUUUUGUGUUGUACCCUUCUCUGCCCACAUCAAAAAGCUAACACAACAGAGCCUUUCCCAGCUCCAUUUUUGCUGUACCAAACCUUGUUUUGAAAUCCCAUUUCUCUCCCCCUCCCCAUGUUCAUUGUACUCAACCCUCUGUCAUUCUAUAAAAUCACCACUUUUUCCCUUUCAGUUUGUCUCCAUUCCUGCUGUCCUAAAACUUCUGGUGUUGUUUGAAACCUCCAUUUCCUUUCCAGCUUUAGUCAUGCUUCUGCUCCUUUAAACCACCACUUUUCUGCACCCUGACUCCAUGCAAAUCCAAGAUUGUGAUACAGCACUACAAAUCCUCCAAUGUUGGUUUCAUUUUGAUGUAUAUAGGAAGAUGUAUACAUACACAUACACGAAUGUGUUGGUGUGCUUCUCCCUGCCCUCAUUGCCUUUUGCUUCCCCUCCCAGAUCCAGGGUACGGAAGAAGCUCAUAAAGAGCAGCGGAGGCAGCGACAGUUGGAAGACAACUAUCGUUUUGUGUGGGGGCGCAGGCAGGAUGAAUUACCAGCUGCUGGCAGCGCUGAUUCAGAUGAACUGGAUUUCUGA
Messenger RNA from Podarcis lilfordi (Lilford's wall lizard), 30925 nucleotides. NCBI's taxonomy places the organism in Eukaryota, Metazoa, Chordata, Lepidosauria, Squamata, Lacertidae. The record is from the annotation of a GenBank genome assembly.